Messenger RNA from Staurois parvus, 396 nucleotides. The record is from the annotation of a GenBank genome assembly. Lineage: Eukaryota; Metazoa; Chordata; Amphibia; Anura; Ranidae.
ACGCAUGCGCAGCUCCGGGAGCACACAGCGUGGCGAUCGGCGGUGCGCUCUGUCCCUCGGACACAGCGGAUCACCGAUCAACAGAAAGAGCCAAAGAUGUUGGCUCGGUCACGUGAUCAGCUGUGUCCAAUCACAGCCGAUCACAACCCCAGCAGUGCCACCUACCAGUGCCCAUCAGUGCCACAUUUCAGUGCCCAUUCAGUGCCAAAUUUCAGUGCCCAUCUGAGCUGCCUUUCAGUGUCACCCAUCAGUGCCACCUAUCAAUGCCAGUCAGUGCCACCUAUCAGUGCUGCCAAUGAGUGCCACCUAUCAGUGCCAGUCAGUGCCGCCUAUCAGUGCCAGUCAGUGCUGCCUAUCAGUGCCAGUCAGUGCCGCAUGUCAGUGCCACCUAUCAGU